AUGUCACAAUACUUUAAAUAUGUCACAGAGAAGGGUAUCGCUAACUUGUCUAAUUAUCAUUAUUCAGGUGUAGAUAAUUCAUUUUGCGGAAAUAAAUUUUUGAAACAUUGGUGGAACUAUUGUGUAGAAUUUACACCAUUAUGGUUAGCCCCAAAUGUUAUAACAAGCGUUGGUUUACUUUGUAAUAUUGGUAUGUUUUUAAUUAUGUAUUUUAAAUGUAGCACAUUAACUGAAGCAGCACCAAGAUGGUGCUAUUUUGCCGUUGCAUUUUUAAUUUUUGCCUAUCAAACAUUAGAUAAUGUCGAUGGUAAACAAGCAAGAAAAACCAAAUCAUCAUCACCAUUGGGAGAGUUAUUUGACCAUGUUUGUGAUGCUUUAAGUGUUUCUAUGUUUGCACUUGUAAUGUCAGCAACAUUAAGAAUUGGCCCAUACUGGGCAUUUUUCACAUUAAUUGUAGGUGUUUGGCCUUUUUAUUUGGCUCAUUGGGAAGAAUAUCACGCUGGUAUUUUAGUUAUGGGUGAGUUUAAUGGCCCAACCGAAGCUCAAGUUUUAUUCAUUAUUAUUGAAAUCAUUACAGGUAUUUUUGGUUCAGAAAUUUGGACUUGGGGCAAUGGAGAAAUUACAGUUGGUAUUGGUUUAACAAUUAUUGUUUCAGUUACUGCUUCAGUUACUUGUUUACAAAACUUUAAUAAUACAUGGAAGUUAGAAAAUAGAAUUCCAUUUUCAAAAUGUUUACUCCAAUUACUACCAAUUGUUACCUUUACAGCCCUCAUUGUAACCUGGGCUUCAGUUUCGAGAAAUACAUUAUUAAAAGAUGAGCCAUAUCUUUUUAUUAUGACUAUUGGUAUUCUUUUUGGUUAUAUUCAAUCAAGAUAUAUUACUCAAAGAGUUUGUCACGAUGAUUGUCCAUAUACUUAUCCAAUUUUUAUUCCAAUGGUAGCAGUAUUACUUAAUUCAAUUAUAGCAAGUUCUGGAACCAUUUUUAUCAAAGAAACUACUGCACUUUGGUUCUUAUUUGCAGUUGCAUGCAUUCAAUUUUUAUUAUUUGCAUAUUUCACCACUCAACAAUUAUGUGAACACUUAAAAAUUAAAGUAUUUACAAUUCCAUACCCAAGCGGCGCAAAUCAACAAGAAUACUCAUCCAUGCUUAUUUCCCAAAUGGAAGAAGGUGAAAGUAAGCUUGGUGAAGAUCAAAUUAGUCAAAGUGACAUCGAAGAAAUUUAAAAAUAACACAAUACCAAUAAUAUUUAUUUAAUUUACUACUUUUUUAUAUUUAAUUAUAUUUAAAAUUUUAUAAUAAAAAAAAAAACAUAAACCAAAACCAACAAAACAUAAUUAUCGAAAUUU
Messenger RNA from Dictyostelium purpureum, 1347 nucleotides. RefSeq lists its product as uncharacterized. The transcript has 5 exons. The coding region runs from base 1 to 1224 and encodes 407 amino acids. Gene Ontology annotation, biological process: phospholipid biosynthetic process. Lineage: Eukaryota; Evosea; Eumycetozoa; Dictyosteliales; Dictyosteliaceae. The record is from RefSeq and is a predicted model, not a curated record. Gene Ontology annotation, cellular component: membrane. Gene Ontology annotation, molecular function: phosphotransferase activity, for other substituted phosphate groups.